UAAUGCAAUUGCAGACAGAAGUUGACAACAGGAACAUAGCACGCAUGUUUCCGAGUAAGUUCUGCCAAAUAGGAAAGGGUCCAAAUUGCUUUAAUAUGCUUGCAGUCAACCCCUAGUGAUGUAACUGCCUACGUCAACACCUUCUACUCAUGAGACCAAGCCCAUGCAUAUACAGUUAUACAAACCUGCAGGAGAGACAAUAGUUCCAGUGUUAUCUAAGGGCUCAGCAGUAGAUGUUCACUCCCCAAGUUGCUUUAUUGUGGUAUGUCUGACUUGUCUCUUAUCUCUUUCACUCACCUGCAGGGUUCUGUGUCUAUGAAUCUCUUUUAGCCUUGAGGUGCUUUCUCACAGACACCCUGUUUUGACUGCUAUAACUCACAUAUCUCUCAGACCGUUUUUUAUAAGAAGCAGAGACUAGAAAAGAACUGUGGAACAAUAUUAAACCUUAUAAUGUAUAUAUAUAUUGCUAAUAUGUAGUCAGGAUCCUAUAAAUGUAGUGGCGGGUUCUUAUAGCCCUUUUAAUACAACAUAAGCAUAACCAAUUAUUAUAAUACAUCAAUAAUUUGGUGCAGCCCCUAUCAUGACCCCAAAGUGACCCCCCAUCAAUCCCUGACGGCUAACAACAUAUCUUGACAUAAUGUAAACGUUAUAAUUACCCUCUCUCCCUCAGUGAAAGGAAUAAGUAUAUUUCAUAAGUCAAGAAAUCAGAACCCAAAAGUGGGGACUUUAAUUUUGAUGCUGAUCCAGAGGCCCUGGAGGAAAUCAGGAAGCAGCAUGCAGACUUCAUGGCUGAUGUAAAGGAGGCCAAUAGGGCCCUGGAGAACUCCAUGGACACACAGCAGGGGGUCAACGAACAUCUGUCCAGCUAUAGCCGCUUGGGAGACAUGGAGGCGCUGGAGAAGAAUGUCAAGGCUCUGAGUGUGGCCAAACUCAACAAAAAUGCUCUUAGAUCUGUGGAUGAGGAAUUCUCCAAGUCAGAGUGUGGGGGUGCGCUGUGCCGUGACAUCCUGRGACAGAGAGAAUGUGGGGGUCCUACAUGCAAGGGCAGUGUCCCUGUGAGCCACAACACCACAAAAACAGCAGAUCAACUAGACAAUGGCAUUGUAGACUUGCUCCACAAACUACAGGACUCCAAGAUCAAGGCAUAUUCCCCCAAAAAACUCUACAGAUAUAUAUAUUUUUUUUACUUUUGAUUUAAAAUGAAAAUAUCUAUUUAAUACAUAUAUGACACAAGUCUCAAUCUAUCCUGUUCAGUUCGAUGAGGCCAAACAGAAGACCAAGGACACCCAUCACCAAUUGGAGGAGAUACAGAAGAAGAUCACUGACAGCAAGGACAAGUUUGACAGGGAGAAGAAAGACACCAAGGACCUCAUUAAGAGGGUCAAAGACUACCUCACAGAUGAGAUGGUGGCACCAGAGGACAUAGAAAGGUUGGCCAAGAGUGUUCUGGCUAUCCAGCUGCCGGGCUCUCUAGAUGACAUCCACUCCAUGAUCCAGAACAUCCGGGGCAUGCUGGCCAACUUCACUGAGUUCAAGGAGGAUCUGAAAAAACUGGAGGACCAAGCCAAGACAGCCCAGGACCUACUGGAGAAUGCUCUGGAUAUCAGGGACAGAACCAGGGGUAUUGACGUUACGGAUAUCAAGAAUGCCAUAGUGGCCACUGAGAAAUCACAGGACGAGGUUGAGCAAGACCUGGAGAAGGCUAAGGAAAGCAAUGACAUGGCGCACGAGAUGAUUAAAGAGACCUCCAGAGAUGCUGGAGGAGAUUGAGGCUCUGAAGAAGAAGACAGAGAUGAACAGAGAGCAGGCGGAGCAGGCCAAAGUGGAUGUUAUCACAGCUCUGGGUAGCGCUACUAACACAAAGGAGAUCCAAGACUUCAUCAACAACAAAGAGGACAAAGCCAUGGAGGUUGCCAUGUUGUUGGAGAUGGUGGAAUCCCUCCGAAGGGAGAUUGCCUCCCGCGUGGAUAGGUACAUUGACAGUACCUCCUAACACCCUAGGUGGAUCAAGAGAGGAGGAUUCAGGGUUCUAUCUUCAAGACGGUAUACAGGGUCACAGACUUCUAGCACUUAUUAUAAUGCUGUCUUUACACAUUCAUAAGCAUGUCAUUGCAGAUGCCAUAGGCAGCACUAACAACUUUUUAUAAUGCCUGUGUAAUAAUGAUCAUCAACUCUGUCAGUUCAAGAGAUUUAAAUUACAUUCAUGUAUAGAUCAAAGAUAUGUGUAAUGGAAUUGACCCUAAACUGUGACCAGUAGUAGUCAAAUAAGUUCCAUGCUAUAAUAAUGAUCUGAUCUUGCAUGYGCCAAGUGGCAUGGAUAUGUAUUCUUUUUACACAUUCAACUUUUAUUUCGUUUAUUCUGUUUAUUUACUGUUUAUAUUUACAUGCUCAAAAUGGUCUGUGUCUGGAACCUGUUCCUACUCUGAUGUCAUGUCAAAGAUAGGUUCUCUCAGGUUCUAGGUUGUAUUGUAUAAAAGGAAUUUCCUCACAUACUGUUCAUUGCACCCUACCCUUUCCUCUCUACCGCUCGAGUUUUGCAACUGAAUUUAAGAGUGUAGUUCUCCUAAUUAUCCACGUAGGGGCGUGUGGUGAUCAUAAAACUGACAGAGUUGAGAGAGAAGCACCCGCUUACCUAAUUAUCUGCUUACAUGAUCUUUGAUGUUAUAAAAGGGGGGAAAGCUUUUAUUCCUACCGUUUUCAGGUUUCAAGUUAUUCUACCUCUAACUUUUUUUCCAAGUUCUACCCUGGUCUCUGGUGGAAGUAGAUCUCUUUGUAAGAUUUGACUGUUAUUUUGUGAAACCUUGUAUACUGAAUUGGCCUGGUCUAUACAGAGCUUGUUGCCGGCCUGAAACAAUGUUUCCCCCCAGCCUAGCUGGGGAUGUGAUGGUAUUAAACACACUAUCAGGUUUGGAAUGGGUCCCUGCUGGGUUUGGAAUGCAGCCAUUUUUCACAACGGAAUGUUCUCUCUCUCGUUUAAUGCACAUUGCCCAUUUUUUUUACUUGUAAAAUCCUAGAUUUCUGUUGCUUUAAGCUCCAGCAUACACUUUCUCUCUCUUUCUCUCUCUCUCUCUCUCUCUCUCUCUUGCUCACUCUCUCAAUUUCAAUUUAA
Molecule: messenger RNA, 3109 nt
Organism: Salvelinus sp. IW2-2015
Lineage: Eukaryota; Metazoa; Chordata; Actinopteri; Salmoniformes; Salmonidae
Source: RefSeq, a predicted model, not a curated record